GCAACCUUUAUCACAAGAAUUGGCUCAUGGUUGCUCAACCGUGCAAAGUAUGGUUACACUGAAUAGCUUCUAGUGUCUUCAAUAGGCACUGGUUGCGCCCUUUCAUCUCGUUUAAAAGGAUGAGAUUCGCAAGUGGCCUCUUCAGAUUUCCAGACCUCUCUCACUCGGCUUUUCACCGGUAGUUAUCAUGCAGUUCUCCUCAACGCUUCGCUCUGCUUUAAUCGGCCUGUGCUUGUCCGCCAUCUCCGUCGCGGCUGCUCCAGGACUUUCCCUCGCCGUCUCUAGUGCUUCUGGCGCCAACAGCUUCGCUGGAGUUGAGAACUUCAAGGUCACGGCCUCUCUGGUCAACAGCGGUAAUGAGCCCUUGAAGUUGUUGAAGGACCCUCGAACGAUUCUCUCGUCAAUCCCUACCAACAGCUUCGCUAUCAGCAACGCUGAAGGUGCAUCCCCCUCCUUCAUCGGCGCCAAAGUCAAGUUUGUCCCGGAAUACGUCGUCAAGAACAACAUCAACGACGCUUUCGUCAUUCUCGCGCCCGGAGAAUCCCUUCAACUGGAGCACGAUCUGUCUGCGGCCUACAAUUUCACUCGUCCUGGAGAGGGAACCUAUGACGUUCAGGCUAACAACCUCUUCCUCCAUGUCGACCCCACUACCAACGAGAUCAAGGAACUCCAAGCCGCUCAUGAAGCCCCUUUCACUUCCUCGUUGACUGGACGAUUAGCUGUUGCCCCUCCCCCUACUAAGAGGGAGGUUUACAGGUCUUGUUCUUCUAGCGAGCAAUCUCAGGUAGCAUCUGCUGCAAACCAGGCUGCGAGCUAUGCCAAUGCGGCCAGCAGUUACGUCAACUCGCACACUUCCUCCACUCCCCGAUUCGUUGAGUGGUUCGGUACAUUCACCGCCGCUCACCACACCACAGUCGCCAGCCAUUACACCAACAUCAAGGGAUACUCUUUCACUGGCAAUACCUAUGACUGUAGUUGCAAUGAGGCUGGCACCUACGCGUUUGUGAAUCUCAAUGAAUUCGGAGUUAUUCACCUUUGCCCUGUCUUCUGGGAGGCUCCCCUGUCAGGCACUGACUCUAAGGGUGGAACCCUUAUCCACGAGUCCUCCCACUUCACCCAAAUUGCUGGUACUGAUGAUCAUGUUUACGGACAAUCUGGUGCUCGUGCCCUUGCAGAGAGCAACCCGACUCAGGCUAUCGACAACGCUGACAACCACGAAUACUUCGCGGAGAACAACCCAGCUUUGAGCUGAAAUCUUGAUGGGGUAGCUUAAUUUAACGAUAUCUACCGUGUGUUGUAUCAUAGUCAUGUAGUAUUCCGGUGCACCUUUCAAUCGAUC
This is a messenger RNA of Marasmius oreades (fairy-ring Marasmius), 1339 nucleotides long. RefSeq lists its product as uncharacterized. NCBI's taxonomy places the organism in Eukaryota, Fungi, Basidiomycota, Agaricomycetes, Agaricales, Marasmiaceae. The record is from RefSeq and is a predicted model, not a curated record. The transcript is spliced from 5 exons. Bases 188 to 1252 code for a protein of 354 amino acids. Gene Ontology annotation, molecular function: metalloendopeptidase activity.